Molecule: messenger RNA, 1602 nt
Organism: Acanthamoeba castellanii str. Neff
Lineage: Eukaryota; Discosea; Longamoebia; Acanthamoebidae
Exons: 7
Coding region: 1-1602 (533 amino acids)
Source: RefSeq, a predicted model, not a curated record
AUGGAGAUCACUGAGUCAAGAUACCUCCUCUGCCUUGUGCUGCAGGAUGUUGACCUCUUCAACGCCUUGCGGAUCGUCAUCAUCACACCAAUGCGCCUGCUCAAGCGCAGAUACAACAUCUACUUCAAGGCCAACAACACCAUGUGCCACUGCUACGGCUCCAUCUACUGUAUCCUCAGCGACCAUCCCUCACAGGCACUCGUCUAUGACGCUCAUGUUGUGAUGCUCAAGGACUCCAACGAAGGAGUCUGUGGCAAGGUUGGCCCCACUGAUGAGAAAAUAAAGGUGCAUGGCUGGGGCCAACAGAGACACUUGCAGUACACAAGCACAGUGCAUGGGCUUGAGGAAGAGCUCAACAAGGCGUUCAAGGCUUUCCCACCAUUCCCAGGAAAGCAGAGCUUUGCAAACCGGACGCAGAUUGUCCGGCGUAAUCCAAAUGGCAAGGUGGUGGUGGCGGGGCUGACAGGAGGCGAAAUGGACAGCUUCCUGCAGGUCGCCGAGCUCCUGUUCAAGGAGCGGGUGAGCGAUCCGCAGGAGCGUGAGUGCUGGCAAAUCCACGUCGAUAUCCUUGAGAAGCUGACCAAGAGAUGGAAACAUCUCAUGGUCAAGUUCUACGGUGGCGUUGCCGAGCGGCAGCGAGCGACGAGCUUGAAGAAGACGCGGUUGAAGAAGCGGUCGAAGAAGUGGUCGCGGACGGCUGAGACGGUGGCCAGUGACAUGAUGACGAGUGGAGAGAAGCCACUCAGCUUCAAAUUUCCGAACUUCGAGGUUGCGCAACACUGGCCGGAGUUGAUUCGCUUCCUCGGGCCCCCAUGGGUGCAGGACACGCGCCUGUGGGAGCAGCGGCACCUCGCGGCGAAGAUGACCGCGCAUAGGAUGAACCAGAUCAACACCGAACGUGCAAUUCUUGUGAAGACGCACCAAAAGGACGCCGUCAUUCGCCACCGAGCAUACGCUGGGCUGCCCCGCGUGAGCUCUGUGGAUGGGUCCCGGAAGGAACCCUACACGCUCAGCGUUCGUGGCACAACAACCAGCAUCACGAGGGACCGCAGGCGCAACCUCUUCGACGCAGUCAGCCGUGAGCUGGGCGAGGGCGUCCAGAUAGUGGACGACAUCACCUCGCACAAGUCGGCCCACUACUACGGCCACUUCCUGCGACCAGGCGAUGGGAUCGCCUUGCGUGUUCCCGAAGACUAUCCAAACAUACGGUUCAUCAUCGACAACUCACGACACGCCAUCCUCGACGAGUCCGAGACGCAGUGUGUCAUGAUCGGAAGGAUAUCUCGUCUGCUUCGCAUUGCCUGCGACAACGUGGUGAAGGCGUGGGUCGAGCUCGAGCUUGGCGAUCUGCGCGGCGUCAGCGAUGGCUUUCUCGAGUUCCGGCUCAGCCAGCGACGGUUCUACCUUCCCUUUGGGUGGAAUGGAUGGACCGUCGCCAAGCGCGUCCACCUCGUGCAACAACAUGCGGGCUUGCUCUAUAACCAUCGCGUUAGGUGGCACCUGGGCGACAGGUGGGCCACACCGGCGAGCGGCGCACGACCAGCGGCGUGGAGCACGACCAGCGCGAUCGGCGGCGCGGAGCACGACCAGCACGACGACUAG